Papaver somniferum (opium poppy) is the source of this 544-nucleotide messenger RNA. RefSeq names its product protein trichome birefringence-like 2. The record is from RefSeq and is a predicted model, not a curated record. Gene Ontology annotation, cellular component: Golgi apparatus. Gene Ontology annotation, molecular function: O-acetyltransferase activity. The transcript is spliced from 3 exons. Lineage: Eukaryota; Viridiplantae; Streptophyta; Magnoliopsida; Ranunculales; Papaveraceae. Bases 23 to 544 code for a protein of 173 amino acids.
CGCGCAUCUGUAUUCUAUCGUGAUGCUGACAUUGUUAUAUUCGAUUCAUGGCAUUGGUGGGACAAACUAUUUUCAAGAAGGCGAUCAUUUGUACCCAAAAAUGGAAAUUAGAAGCGCAUAUAAGAAAGCGCUCACUACUUGGAGGCGAUGGGUUGACAAGAACAUUAACUCAAACAAAACUCAAGUAGUUUUCAGAGGCCAUUCAGUUAGUCAUUUUCGUAGAGAUGGAAAAUGCAAUAGAGAGGCGGUACCGAUCAUGAGCAAUGAAACAUACAGAGAGAAGAAUCCUCCACGGGUGAAAAUACUAGAAGAAACAUUACGACGAAUGAAAACUCCUGUUAUAUAUCUGAAUGUUACUAAACAAACUUAUUACCGAGCAGACGCACAUCCUGCACUGUAUACAAGGUUUUAUAAUGGAAGUAUUGUUAACGAGGCGAUGAAACAGGGUUGCGGACAUUGGUGCUUACCUGGUGUACCGGAUACAUGGAAUGAGUUGUUGUAUAUUUCUUUCUUGAAGGCUGGCAAAGGAUCUUUUGCCGGGUGA